AUGUCCGACAUCCACAUGCACACCGCCACCAACGUCUCCUCUCAGCCCUCCUCGGGCACUCCUCCUCCUCCGUCCUCGUCUGGGGACAGCGCUCAGGCCGGUGCCGGCGGCGCCAACACUGGUCAUCACGACCAUCCCGGAGUGUAUGCCGGCGCCAUAUUGGCUCAAGUCGAGAUCCUUGCCGAAAACGUUCACGAGGUUGCGGCUGAAGUCGCGCACGUCGUCAACGCUCUCGGCACCGCGAACGAACGCGGCACCGCCCACGCAAAGUCGCUCGAUGAGCUAGCCAAGAAGAUGGAUGGGUUGGCCAUCGACAUACGUCAAGAGCUCCGAGCCCUCGACAUGAACAUCCGCAAUGGCAUCAAGGCUGUCACCGAUCGCCUCGAUAAGCUGGAGGCGCAGGCCGAAGCCCAAACGGAGGAGCUGGUCCGGACCUUCCAACUGGCGCUGCAGAACGCGUUUGCCGCCGGCGCGCAGCACGUCGCAAAGAAGUAG
This is a messenger RNA of Peniophora sp. CBMAI 1063, 495 nucleotides long. NCBI's taxonomy places the organism in Eukaryota, Fungi, Basidiomycota, Agaricomycetes, Russulales, Peniophoraceae. The record is from the annotation of a GenBank genome assembly.